AUGAAAACUCAAAUACUUUCAAAUGAUUCUGAAAAUAAAAAAAAUAUUCCGACUAAUAAUAAUAAUGUUACUAACGAUCUCACAAAAAAUAUAAUUAAUCCUGUAUUAACUGAUUCAAUUUUAAAACAUCCUGCUGUAGAAGAAUCUGAUACCGAAAACAAUCAAAUUUUCAAUCUUUAUAAUUACGAUAUUGGUACUUUAAAAACCGAGAUAUUGCAAACACAUUUAAUUGAAAAAGUUAUUCGUCAAGGUCAUCAAAAAAUGCCAGCGUCUUUUCCUCAUGAUCUACUGAACGAUCCGUUUCCAUUAUCAUUGCUUUCUAAAACUGCCAAAUGGCAAAAAAGUAAAACGCGAAUUGUUAGUUUGGAGUCACUAGAAAAAAUUGCUCAAGCAAAUCGUACACGAAUAGUUUUGGAAGCUGAAGCUGAAGCUGAAUCGAUUAGGCUUAAAGGUGAAGCAGAGUCAUUUGCUAUUCAAGCUAAAGCAAAAGCUGAUGCUGAACAAGCUAUGAAAAAAGCAGAUGCUUGGAGAGAGUACAAAAAAGCAGCAAUUAUUGAUAUGGUUUUACAAACAUUGCCAAAGCUUGCUGCCGAAGUUGCUGCUCCGUUUGAUAAUACCAAAAAAGUGACCAUGGUAGCUAGUGGUGAUGGUGAUGUAGGAGCUGUUAGAUUGACGAAUGAAGUAAUUCAAAUUGUCAACAGAGUACCUGAAAUGGUUACCACCUUGACAGGAGUUAAAAUAAAUGAUGUUAUGAAUAUGUAA
Messenger RNA from Daktulosphaira vitifoliae (grape phylloxera), 762 nucleotides. RefSeq lists its product as uncharacterized. NCBI's taxonomy places the organism in Eukaryota, Metazoa, Arthropoda, Insecta, Hemiptera, Phylloxeridae. The transcript is spliced from 5 exons. The record is from RefSeq and is a predicted model, not a curated record. Gene Ontology annotation, biological process: positive regulation of endocytosis; positive regulation of cell junction assembly; protein localization to plasma membrane. Bases 1 to 762 code for a protein of 253 amino acids. Gene Ontology annotation, cellular component: plasma membrane.